AUGUCUUCAUUACGCAAUUUAGCCACUUUUUGGCUAAAUUGCAAAUUUAUUUGCCUUUUAAUUGUGUUGCUAUUGCUCUGCGAAAGCGUUGUUCAAGUGCACGCGAAUCCAGAUGCCAAACGGCUCUACGAUGACUUGCUCAGCAACUAUAAUCGGCUCAUACGACCUGUUAGCAAUAAUACGGACACGGUAUUGGUAAAACUCGGUCUACGCUUAUCACAGCUGAUCGAUUUGAAUUUGAAAGACCAAAUCUUAACGACGAACGUUUGGCUCGAACACGAAUGGCAGGAUCACAAAUUCAAAUGGGAUCCCUCGGAGUAUGGCGGUGUUACCGAGUUGUAUGUGCCAUCCGAGCAUAUUUGGCUGCCCGAUAUAGUGCUCUAUAAUAACGCUGACGGCGAAUAUGUGGUCACAACCAUGACAAAAGCUAUUCUCCAUUACACCGGCAAAGUUGUUUGGACGCCGCCGGCUAUUUUCAAAUCAUCGUGCGAAAUCGAUGUUCGCUAUUUUCCGUUCGAUCAGCAAACAUGCUUCAUGAAGUUCGGUUCGUGGACCUAUGAUGGUGAUCAGAUUGAUUUAAAGCACAUCAAUCAGCGAAACGAUAAAGACAAUAAAGUCGAGAUCGGUAUAGAUUUGCGUGAGUACUAUCCCAGCGUGGAGUGGGAUAUUUUAGGUGUACCAGCAGAGCGGCAUGAGAAAUACUAUCCAUGCUGUGCUGAACCAUAUCCAGAUAUUUUCUUCAACAUAACAUUGCGUCGUAAGACACUCUUCUAUACCGUCAAUCUCAUCAUACCCUGCGUCGGUAUCUCCUACUUAUCCGUGCUCGUAUUCUACUUACCCGCCGAUUCUGGUGAGAAAAUCGCGCUCUGCAUAAGCAUUCUACUCUCCCAGACUAUGUUCUUCUUGCUAAUUUCGGAAAUUAUACCGUCUACAUCGCUAGCCUUACCGCUGCUUGGCAAAUAUCUACUCUUCACUAUGCUUUUGGUGGGGCUGAGUGUCGUCAUCACGAUUAUCAUACUCAAUAUACAUUACCGCAAGCCGAGCACACAUAAGAUGGCACCGUGGGUGCGUGCCUUCUUCAUCAAACGGCUGCCGAAAUUACUGCUGAUGCGUGUGCCAAAAGAUUUGCUACGCGAUUUAGCGGCUAGUAAAAUUAAUUACGGCACCAAAUUUAGUAAGACCAAAUUCGGCAAGGCGCUCAUGGAUGAGAUGCAAAUGAACUCGGGCAGUUCCAGUCCGGAUUCAUUGCGCCGCAUGCAGGGGCGGAUGGGCGGCUUAGGCGGUGGCGGUUGCAAUGGACUACAUGCCACCAGCGCAACCAAUCGCUUCAGCGGUCUGGUAGGCGCUUUGGGCGGCGGCUUAAGCACUCUCAGCGGUUACAAUGGCUUACCGUCGGUACUCUCCGGCCUGGACGACUCACUCAGCGAUGUGGCGCAGCGUAAAAAAUAUCCAUUCGAGCUGGAAAAGGCAAUUCACAAUGUGAUGUUCAUACAGCACCACAUGCAGCGACAGGAUGAAUUCAAUGCGGAAGAUCAAGAUUGGGGUUUUGUUGCCAUGGUACUGGAUCGUCUCUUUUUAUGGCUCUUCAUGAUCGCAUCACUGGUUGGUACAUUCAUGAUUCUAUGCGAGGCACCUUCGUUGUACGACGACACGAAGCCGAUCGAUGUGGAGUUGUCGGUGAUUGCCAAGCAACUUUAUAACUUAACCGAAAAGAAGUCAUAAGCGUCGAAGCAGAAAGCAAAGAUAAAGGCGUAAAUCAUUAAAUAAAAAAAUAAUAAAAAAAUAUAAUGGAAGUAAAAGACUUCUUAAAAGAAGCUGAGCCUAAUAAAAUUAACGCUUACUUAGAAAUAUGGUAAGCAAGAAGCACACAACGUGCGCGCACUGAAGGUUUUCUCGCAAGACUUGACUCUUCCAGAAACAAAAUUUUAAUAAAAAUUAAUUAAAAAGAAAGUUAAAUACGAACAUGGCAAGCUAUACUGCGUGUUUGCCGGGUGAAAAAUAAUGUUAAAUUAAACAAAUCACAUAAAUGAGAAAUAUUUGUAGUUAGUAAGCACUUCGAAGCACAUAAACCCCUAAGAAAUAUGGAGCAUUUAAAUAAAAAUUAAAUAAGUAGAAAAAUG
Messenger RNA from Bactrocera tryoni, 2120 nucleotides. It is a transcript of the gene nAChRalpha2, whose product is annotated as acetylcholine receptor subunit alpha-like 2. Gene Ontology annotation, biological process: chemical synaptic transmission; monoatomic ion transmembrane transport; regulation of membrane potential. NCBI's taxonomy places the organism in Eukaryota, Metazoa, Arthropoda, Insecta, Diptera, Tephritidae. The record is from RefSeq and is a predicted model, not a curated record. The coding region runs from base 1 to 1722 and encodes 573 amino acids. Gene Ontology annotation, molecular function: acetylcholine-gated monoatomic cation-selective channel activity; transmembrane signaling receptor activity. Gene Ontology annotation, cellular component: neuron projection; synapse; postsynaptic membrane. The transcript has 7 exons.